This is a messenger RNA of Plenodomus lingam JN3, 1143 nucleotides long. RefSeq lists its product as uncharacterized. NCBI's taxonomy places the organism in Eukaryota, Fungi, Ascomycota, Dothideomycetes, Pleosporales, Leptosphaeriaceae. The record is from RefSeq and is a predicted model, not a curated record.
AUGCCGCGACAACUACCUUGGGCGGGCAAAGCUGGCUCGAGUCGAACACAAGUAAAGGCGCCGCCACGAAAGAAACAGCGUGUGGUGUCUGCUGUAGAUGACGACUUCUUUGGCGGCACCAUUCUCGCAGGCAGCAAGAAAGGCAAGGAAAGAGCAGUGAAUUCGGACGAUGACCUAUCCGAUCUUGCCGUGGAAUCAAAAACUCCACGGACAAAUCUCCUGGGCAAAGGCCCCCGUAGCGCGGACCGAGCGCCAUCUUCAUCGCCACCGCCAGAAGUAGAGGUACAACCAACGGUUGAGCCUAUGCGCAAGGGCGUGUCCAAGUUUGAUCUUCGCGAUGAUGAAUGGAUGAUGGUGGAAGACGAAUUCCUGGAGACUGCCAACUUGUUUACGCGUCACCUACACAUUGCAGAAUAUCAACGAUUGAAAGAGACAAUCGAAGCGAAGAAGAAGGAAGUUGCAAACGAGAUCCAACGACCAGUGGUGCCUAAUGCGAAGUUGUCCUUUGAAAGCGCCAUCAAAGAAAAAGCCAGAUUGCAAGCGAGAAAACAGAAAGAAGCUAUCCGAGACGUAUUGGAAACUCAACACGAUCCUUUCAUCACUCCUGCAAGAAUCUCAACCGCCCCCUCACACAUGUCAUCUGAUUCCGACGGCGAGGACCUAGACGCCAUCCAGCGUCCACCAAGACGUGCUCUUCCAAGCAAGCAAACACCAACAGCAACAACACCGCGCCCAACAAUCUCCACACCACAGCCACUAUCAAAAUCUAAACCAAAACCAUACUCAACCCCAAAACCAACAGCAACAUCACCCACACCCACCCCACACCCCUUCAAAAAACCCGCUCCACCUAAUACCCCAAACCCCCGCACCAGACCCCCCCGCCCAACCCCCUUCGACAUGCUCGACGACUACCUCCCCAAGAUACCCACCACCCCAGCCCCAAACCCAUCACUCUUUGACCCCCACGCCACCGCAUCGCCCACAGCAUCGCCAAGCAGCACACCAAUCCGUAAAAUGAACAGCGACACGCAGUUCAGAGGCAAGCAUGAGCGGGAGGACUAUUCGAAUAAGGUGAAGAAGGAGGAGAAGAAGAAGCAGGGUGCGGUUCAAUUGGAUGAUAUACCGACAUUUUUGUUUUGA